AGCAGAGCUCGGCUUUUUUGACCCGGGGGAGAAAAACCUAGGACCCCCCGCAAAAUGAUCUAGUUAUCUUGCCGUUCCUGGAGCCGGUCCCCCGCGGAAACCUCGUGGCCUCGGUGUGUCCCGAUUCCAGGCCCUGAGCGAUCCUUUCCUGUGGCCAUGGAGGCCAGAUCUGCUCUUCUUCUAGUUCUUCUCAUCCUCUUUAGCCUCUUCCUUACACCGACCGGAGAGGGCUUCAGUGCCGUUAACCAGUCGGCAGAGACCACCUUAGGGACCAACGGGUGGACCCCUGACAAGACCACCUUAGGGACCACCUUAGGGCCCAAUGGGUGGACCUCUGACAAGACCACUUUAGGGCCCAACUUAGGGCCCAGAGGGGGGACCCCUGACCAGACCACCUUAGAGCCCAAGGGGUGGACCCCUGCCAAGACCACCUUAGAGCCCACCGUAGAGCCCUUCUCAGCGACCUCUGCCAAAUCCACCCUAGAGCCAACCGGGGAGAGUCCGGCCAAAUCCACCCCAGAGCCCGUCCCAGAGGCCACCCGGGAUAUCAAGGUGAACGCUGUCACCUUUAAGGGAAACCCGGAAAGGAACGUGAUCGCACCUUCCCCGUUUCCAACCGAUUCGAGCUCCGCCGCCACGGGGGCUCCAAGCACCCCCAGCCCCGUCGUCUCAGUUGUCCCGUUCACCGGUGUCCUCACAGCGGCACUCGCCUCCACUCAGGGGCCGACGACAAGCGUCCCCACCACACCCCUCACCUCAGAGCCUCCGUCCUCCAGCGAGGGCCCGACGGCAAGCAACGCCCCGACCGGCCCCUCGUCCGGGCCCUGGAAGGACUCCCCCGGUCACGCCGUCAGCGGGCGGGCGCCGCCCGAAGAACGCGGUGAGGUCUCGACCCCGGCCCCCCGCACCACCUCCACCACUGCCACCACCCUCCCUCCCACGUCACGGAGCAGCACCCCGAUCCCGACGUCCGGCAAGCGGAGCGGCGGCGUCAACCUGCUAGUCCCCCUGGCCGUGGUCGUGCUGAUUGCCGUCCUCCUGGUGAUCCUCGUCGUGCUGUGGCAGAGGAGGCGGCAGCGGCGGAGGGGAGCCAUGACCUUCGCCAUGGGUGGCGGGGGCGGAGGGAAACGGAACGGGGUGGCCGAAGCCUGGGCCGGCCCAGCCCAGGUCCCCGAGGAUGGGGCUGCGGGGAACGUAGCCCCCAAGGAGACGGAGGAGCCCGGGGGAGGCGGGCCGCAUGAAGGCCAAGGGCCCACCCGCCGCUCCACGCUCACCACCUUCUUCGGCAAGCGGAAGUCGGCCCAGGGCUCGGCGCUCAUGGGGGAUGUGGAAGCGUGCGACGGGCCCUCGGGGCCACAGGAGGAAGCCAUCCCCCUCGUGAGUUACAAGGAGGUCACAGCGGAGGGAGAGAACGGCGGAUCCCCGGCUGGCGAGCCGGAGCCUCCCCCAGCCCCGGGGGCCGACGAGUGAUGGGGAGUCCGGGCCACCGCCCCCCACCCUCGCCAGAACUGAUGGCCGCAGAGAGGAGGGCAGUGGAGUCUUCACCGUCAUCGUCGUCGUGCUUACCGAUCGUCAUCCUACCUGGGCCCCCGCUUCCCGGGCCCUCGUCCCGGAGCGAUGGGUUUUCUGUAGCUACCCGACAAUAGGCUCUGUUCUCGGGAACUUUGAACCUGGACCCCGGGGAGUGUGGGAUUUGCAUUUUAAGAGUGGGUAAGGUCUGCGGGAACAGUCGCCGGGAAGUACCGAGUCUCAAGAUGCCGUCUGGAACGUGGGGGGAAGCGGAAAGCUUGAGCAGGAAGCCACCAGCGUGGCUAUUCCUCCAUUCCCCAAUUAGCCAUUUCAGCGUUAGGGAUUCUGUCUGUCUGUCUGUCCUCCCCCUUCGGUUUCUACAAUAAAGCUCUC
This is a messenger RNA of Tachyglossus aculeatus (Australian echidna), 1902 nucleotides long. It is a transcript of the gene SPN, whose product is annotated as sialophorin. Gene Ontology annotation, cellular component: external side of plasma membrane. NCBI's taxonomy places the organism in Eukaryota, Metazoa, Chordata, Mammalia, Monotremata, Tachyglossidae. The coding region runs from base 157 to 1470 and encodes 437 amino acids. The transcript is spliced from 2 exons. Gene Ontology annotation, biological process: defense response to bacterium; regulation of immune response; regulation of T cell migration. Gene Ontology annotation, molecular function: transmembrane signaling receptor activity; heat shock protein binding. The record is from RefSeq and is a predicted model, not a curated record.